CUGUGUAUUUUAUGAACUUAUGUUACAAAAAUAUUAAAUCAUGUUUGACAUGUUUGCUGUAUACGUGUUUAAUAAAUUUACCAAAGGCACAUGGUAAAUUGUUACGUUUAUGAAGCAUCCUGUUUUGUAUUGUUUUGUUUUGUUCUGACAUAAAAGUCUUCACCAACUUCGAAAAACUUUGAAAAAAAAAGUUUAAAUUGAGUUAAAUUGUUAUUAAAAUGAUUCGAACGAUUUUAGAAUGCAAAUUAUUCAGUUCCACCAACUGUUUAUAUCGCCGCAUGUCGGUUUUUCCACCAGGAUAUGUUGAUUCGGUAAUGAAAAACAGACAGAAAGAAUUGAGCCCCGAAGAGUUGUAUAAAUUAAAUCACACACCUACAAAACCGGCGAAAAAUGACGAGUCAGAUUCCAUAUAUUAUCAUCCAAUUGUGAAGAAAAUGGUAAAUUAUAUAACCAAGGGUGGCAACAAAGAAUUGGCUAGAAAUUUGCUUGAGCAAAGUAUGGAAAAUAUUAAAAGAAUGCAGUUAGAACGUUUUCACAUCGCUUCUGCUGAUGAAAAGCUAAAAAUUAUUACGGAUCCAGAAAAGCUUUUGAUAACAGCUAUUGAAAAUUGUCGACCCAUACUACAAUUGACAGCCAUAAAAAGAGGUGGAGUCAAAUAUCAGGUUCCUAUACCAGUUUCCGAAAAAACAUCAUAUUUUCUAGCAAUGAAAUGGUUAUUGGAAGCAGCACGAGAAAAAGAUAGAAAGAUUCAUUUGCCUCGUAAACUUGCUUGGGAAGUGAUAGAUGCCGCUCAUGGCACAGGAAGAGUUGUAAAGAGAAAAAAUGAUUUGCACAUCCAAUGCGAAAAGAAUAGAGCUUAUGCUCAUUAUAGAUGGAGCUAAAUGUCAUCGACAUUAUGUUUUUAGUACAAAAAUAAAUUAUAAAAUAUAAAGUCAUCUCUUUU
Teleopsis dalmanni is the source of this 943-nucleotide messenger RNA. RefSeq names its product 28S ribosomal protein S7, mitochondrial (gene mRpS7). Gene Ontology annotation, molecular function: rRNA binding; structural constituent of ribosome; mRNA binding. The record is from RefSeq and is a predicted model, not a curated record. Gene Ontology annotation, biological process: ribosomal small subunit assembly; translation. Lineage: Eukaryota; Metazoa; Arthropoda; Insecta; Diptera; Diopsidae. The coding region runs from base 219 to 881 and encodes 220 amino acids. Gene Ontology annotation, cellular component: ribosome. The transcript is spliced from 2 exons.